Molecule: messenger RNA, 1195 nt
Organism: Haliotis rubra (blacklip abalone)
Lineage: Eukaryota; Metazoa; Mollusca; Gastropoda; Lepetellida; Haliotidae
Product: A-agglutinin anchorage subunit-like
Exons: 7
Source: RefSeq, a predicted model, not a curated record
AUGAACAGACUUUUGCAAGGUUUGGGCCUGGUGUCAGGCGUCCCUCCAGCCCCACAGGUCGGACCACAAGUACCCCAAGCAGGACCUUUAAGCCAGGUCACAAGAGGCACCCCUAUCGCCAACCAGAGAUCUUCGUCAACAACCUCGACAACAUUUUCAACCCCAAUGACGUCCACGCCUUACUGUACACCAGGACAGGGGACUGGGGCAACUGGCGGAGAGGCGGCUCAGUUGGACGCUAACGAUGCAGCCAAGUUGAGAAGACUCCGUGAGGAAAAUAGAAGGCUGAAAGAUGAAAUCAGGCGUCUAAAGGGAAUGUGUGACCGUGUUUUGCAGUGUUUUGUAUCACACCCUCAGAGAUAUAAUGUCAUUGAAACGGGACACAACACAGACAGCAGCUCCAUCAACAGUCACAUCAUCAGCUCCCUCUGCAGUUUCAUUGGCAGCACCAUCAGCAGCCUCAUCGUCACCUUCAUUACCAGUGCCAUCAGCAGCUCCGUCCGCCACUCCACUAACAGCACCAUCGACAGCCCUAUCAGCAGCUCCACUAGCAGCACCACCAGCAGUUACAUUGGCCACAAGAACAACCGCAGCAGCUCCGGUGACUAUGAAUGUGGCGACACAAACUCUUACAGCAGCAACAGCAGCACCAACAGGAACAACGCUUUCAGCUUCAACAACAGCGACGACAAAAACAGAAGCAACAGCCCCGACAGCAGCAGCAGCCCCGUUUGCAGCAGCAGCACCAACAGCACCAGCAUACCAGACAGCAGUAACAACCCCGACAGCAGCAGCACCGCCUGCAGCGGCAGCAGCACCGUCAGCAACAGCUCCAACAGCAUCAGUCCCGUCUCCAGAGGCAGCGGCAGCAGCAGCACCGACAGCAGCAGCAGCAGCAGCACAGACAGCAUCAAGAAACUCCCUACGAGGAGCUGCUACGUAUUUUCGAUGAGGAGAAGAGGACUUCGACAAGGGCCGAAUACGGAAGCCAGCCGGGUCGUCCAGGUGGCGUUGGGAGGAGGAGUAACCAGUAUUGAACCAACACUGACCGCAGCUCUGACAGCUCGAACGGCAACUGUUAUAGCAGCACCAAUGGCAACCUGUAACGAGGCAUGGUCACAGCAACAACCUCAGCACUCGGUAGCUUCACCGGUGAAUAUGGAUGUGACGACUCAGCACUCUUUUCAGCAGUGUG